Messenger RNA from Rhodotorula graminis WP1, 3567 nucleotides. RefSeq lists its product as uncharacterized. The transcript is spliced from 2 exons. The record is from RefSeq and is a predicted model, not a curated record. The coding region runs from base 1 to 3567 and encodes 1188 amino acids. NCBI's taxonomy places the organism in Eukaryota, Fungi, Basidiomycota, Microbotryomycetes, Sporidiobolales, Sporidiobolaceae.
AUGCAGCUCGCCCACACCGACUCUGCCCUCUCGAUCCCGCCGCCAGACCUGUACGCCCCGCCGCCGUCGUCGUCGCCGCCUCAGAGCCUCGUCGACCCGACCCAGGCCGCCCUCGCCGCCGACGACCUCGCCCGGUUGCGCACCUUGCGCGACGCCAUCCUCGCAGGCCAGCACCCGCUGUACCGCGUCCCCGCCCAGCUCGUCCCGCUCCCCUACCGCGACGCCGCCAUGGACGCCACGAGCCCCAACGACGACGACAAUGGCCGCCCUCUCCCUCCCUCUUCCUCGUCCUACCCCGACCUGUACCCGGCCCACCACGCCGACUACGCCGACCACACCGACAGCACCGACUCGGGUCCGUUGCCCCUCUCCGCCGAGCGCCUCGCCGCCGUCGCAGGCGCCGCCGACCACACUUCGGACGCACGCUCCCUUCAAGCCUCGUCGCCAGACUCGUCCAUCGUCAUCGUCGAGCCCCAAGGCCCGCCCGAGAUCCACUCGUACGAGCCCGAGUUCCGCGCCGUCAAGACCGAGCCCGUCGUCGAGCUCUCGCGAGCAGGAGCCACCACGUCGUCGUCGAGCGAGAUCGACCACCUCGAGCGUAACCCGUACCCUGUCGAGGUCCGCCCUUCGGGCUCAAGCACCGUCACAUCUGGUCCUGGCGCGCCGGUCGCUGCACUGCCCGCCCGAGUCGCGCGAGAAACCAUCGUGCUCGCCUCCAGUCCGCCAGCUCAGCAGCAGCAGCCGCUUCCUGUCGUCGCACCCGUCGUCAACGGUUCCGAGACGGUCGUACCCGACAACGAGGACGACGACCAAGACGGCGACGUGCAGAUGAUCAUCUCGUCGGUCGACUCGCACCAGCAGCCCGUCAACGCCGCGCCGUCCGCCAACGACACGACCCACGCCGCCACGAUGCCUGCGCCCAUCUCGUCUGCGUCUUCAGCGUCUCCCGCUCUCGCGCAACCGGUUCCUGUACACCCGCCGCACCCUUCUGCCCGAGCGGCCCACCCUUUCCCCGACAGUCACUUGCCGCCCUCGCCACCCAUCGCCGACGACUCGCCCGCCGCCCGCGAGGCCAAGCUCCGCGCUCGCCUCUCGCUCGAGCGCGCCACCGCCGCCGCCGAUGCGGCCCGCCUCGCGCCGACCGCCGGCGUCAGCGGGCCGCCGCCGGGCGUCAAGGAGACGCGCGGCGAGCGCAAGGACCGCGAGGCGCGCGAGGUCAUGAUGCGCCGCAAGCUCGAGCUCGAGCGCAAGGAGAUGGAGUCGCGCCAGGGCGGCGGGCGUCAGCAGUCGGACGGGCCGGCGCCGCCGCCUCCUGCGCCCGUGCUCGCACCCGCACCCGUCGUCGUCGCGCCGGCGCGCGUGCCGCAGCCGCAGCCGCAGCCGCAGCCGAGCAAGGACGAGCUCGAGCGUAGAGACGGAGGGCAGGCCAGGAGGGAGGACCGCCCUGACGCUCGUGAUCGUCGCGACGAGCGCUCGGACCCGCCGGCUCGAGGACCCGACCAUGGCGGUGCGCCGCCGCCGCCGGGCUUCCGGCGCAGCGACGACGGCGCUCGAGGGCCUGCGCAUGACCGCGACGGCUACGCGCAGGGCGGCGGCGGCGGUGGGAGGGGGCCCGAGGGCCACAAGCGUCGGCUGUCGUCGACGACCAACCGCUCGCCGAGCCCGCCGCCGUAUCGUCGCCCGCCUGCGCCUUCCGGCGGCGGUGGACGCUCGCCGCCUCCUCCGCUCCCGCCUCACGGCUCGGGCUACCACGGCGGCGGUCCCCCGCCCCGCCGCUACUCGGGCGGCGUCAACGAGCGCCCCCGCAGCCCGCCGCCCCUCCUCGACCGCUUCAGCGUCCCUCCUCCACGUCCCGGCCCGCCGCCCUCGGGCAGGUACGACGACGGUCCGCCGCCGCCGCCGCCGCGUCGUCGCUCGCCGAGCCCGCCUCGCCGAGGAGGUCCGCCGCCGCCUUUCGACUCGCGCGACCGCGACUUUCCGCCGCCGCGAGGUGGUGGGCCGCCGGGCCCGCGCCCAAUGCCGCCGAGGGACGCUCGUGACGUCCGCGACCCGUACUAUCCGCCUGGACCGCCGCCGGCGCCGUCACGCGACCUGUACGAGCACGACCGGGACCGUGGUCGUGGUGGACCUCCUCCUCCGCUCAUCUCGCGCCGCUCGCUGUCGCCGCCUCGCGGUGGCCGUGGCCCGCCGCCUCCUCAGCAGGGCGGCUACGACCGCGGUCGCGAGCCCGGCCCGCUCCCGCCUCGUGUGCGAUCGCCGCCGCCGUUCGGUCGUGGUCGCUCGAGAUCGCCGCCGCCGUUCGCCGCCGGCGCAGCGAGGCCGCGCUCGCCGCCGCCGUUCAACAGCGGCCGCGCUCGCUCGCCGCCGCCGUACCCGCCCGGCCGGGGCCUGCCGCCGUCCGGUCCUCCUCGUGGAGGCCCUGCGGGUGGUCCCGGGCCCUACGACCGCCGCCCGCCGUCGCCGGGUCCUCCUCGCGGCGGGCCUCCCCCAGUCGGCGGCGGCGCGCCCUACGGCCGUCGUCCGCCUUCGCCGGGCCCGCCGCAGCGCUUCCCGCCGUCUCAAGGUUUCCCUCCCUCGAGUGGCCCGCCGCCGCCCCCUUCCUCGGCGCGCGGGCCUCCUCUCGACGGCGCAGGCCCAGGCGGCCGUGGGCGUUCGCGCUCGCCGCCGCCGAGGAUGCCGCCGACGGCAUUCGAGCGCGAGCGUGAGCGCGACAUGGCCAUGCGCGACCGCGACCGAGGCCGUCCGCUCCCACCUCGCGACGACCGCCGUCGCUCAAUGAGCCCGCCUCGUCGCCCGCUCAGCCCGCCGCGCCGCCUCGGCCCCGGUCCCGGUCCCGGUCCUGCUCGUGGGCCGCCGCCUUUCGACAGCCGCGACCGCGACUUUGACCGUCGCGGCCCGCCACCGCCGCCGCCGUCGUCGUCGUACGGCCCCGUCCUCGGCGCACCCGGUCCUCGCGACCCGUACGAGCGCGAGCGCCCUCGCGAGCUCGACUACCCGCCGCCGCCGGGAGGCGCUCGCGGCUCGUUCCCGCCGCCGAUGCCGAUGCCGUCGAGCCGCACGCCCGCGUACCGCGACGAUGACUACCGUCGCGGCGGACCCGGCGGCCCUCCUCCCCUCGGCAACGGCGGCGGCUAUGCCUCGGCUCCUUCUCCUCUCCUGCCGCCUCUCGCACCGCCCUCGUCCGCCUACGGGCCGCCGCCGUUUGGCUCGUCGUCGACCUCGUCGGCGCUCGACCCGACGCUCGAUUUCGAGGCCCGUGCGCGCGCACGCGCAGCGGCCGUGUACGAGGAGGAGCGCGAGCGCGGCCGGCUCGAGUACGAGCGCGAGCUGCUCAAGCGCGAGAGGGAAGAGUACGCGCGCGACGUCGAGCGCAGGGAGCGCGAGCUCGAGAUGAGGGAGAGGGAGGCGGCCAACGCGAGGAGGCCCGGCGGUGGGGACGGCGGCAGGUACGACGACGACCGUGACCGGGACUAUCGCGGUGGCGGAGGAGGUGGGCGAGGUGGGUACGGCCCGCCGUCGAACAGGGGCAGGGGCGCGCCUCGCGGGAGGGGACGUGGGCGCGACUGA